UUGUCAGCUAACACUUAAUGACAACUUUCUAGGUGGUUCUGCAGACAGCAUGGAGGAGGGCUACCUAGCACUGCGAUGGAACAACCACAACACCAUCUUCACCAAGAUCCUCACCCUCCUUAGGGAGCAGGAGGCUUAUGUGGAUGUUUCCUUAGCUUGUGCAGGAAGAUUAUAUCCUGCACACAAGUUUGUACUUUCUACAUGUAGUGAGUAUUUCAAGGAAAUGUUUUCCAAGAACCCAUGUAAGCAUCCCAUUGUUUUCAUGAAGGAUGUCUCAACUAAGGACAUGGAGGCCUUGCUGGACUUCAUGUACAAGGGUGAGGUCCAUGUACCACAAAGCGAGUUGGGUUCAUUGCUGCGUACAGCUGAGGGGCUUCAGGUAAAAGGCCUUGCUGUACCUGAUGACUCUCCUCGUGGUUCCUCUACCACCCCUAUUGUGCCUUCUGCCUCGUCCGUCCCACGCUCACCUCCGCCCAGUCUUAUGGCUCCAAUGCAUAUGCGGGGUAAACGCAAAAGGCCACCAGAAUCAGCUAAAAAGGAUGACCCCCCAAAGUUGACUUUACGUCCUGACCUUGGACCCCCGGCCACCAACCGCUCACGCAUGAGGAACAGACCAUCAGGCAUGCCAGAACUGAAGAGAAUUAAGAGAGAGGAACAUAACGCAGCAAAUGUGGGCACUAUUGAGCCCGGAGAGGUUCCAGGAUCUCCAAGUCCAACACCAAGCAGUCACAACAGCGAUGAACAGUCACAGAACCUUGCCCAUAAGAUCAAGACCGAAAGAUCUGAAUACUCUAAAGAAGAAGCAGACGACCUGGAUGAGGAUGAAGGGGUGGCAGGAGAAGUAAUGUCGGGGGAAGAAGAGCAGGAACAAGAACCAGAAGAGGAAGAAGAGGAAGAGGAAGAGGAAGAAGAAGAAGGAGCAUUAGGGGAGGGGGAAGGCCUCUCCCAUGGUGUUCUCUCAGAUGUCGAAGAUGGCUAUGAACAAUCUAACUCUUCACUUCCCAAUUCUGACAUAUCCACAACGGAACUGCUACAAGUUGAUUUGAGUGAGGACGGGACACAAUUCAUUAUCGGUCCUGGUGGCUUUGGAGAUAUGAUGUCAAGAGCUUCGUCACUAGCAGGAGAUGAUGAGAGAAAUGGUGACAAAGAGCAGAAGAAGCCAUUUGUUUGUCCUCUCUGUGGGCAGUCAUUUACACGUCGUGACAACCUUGCCAACCAUAUCAAGACCCACACCGGUGACCGUCCGUUUAUGUGCCAGUAUUGCCACAAGUGCUUCUCAAGGAAGGACUAUUUGAAGCAGCAUGAACGCAUCCACACUGGAGAGAAGCCCUAUCCCUGUGACAUCUGUGGUCGUGCAUUUACCAGGAAAGAAGGACUGACAGACCACAUGCGUUGUCAUUCUGACUUCCGAGCCUUUUCCUGUGAAACAUGUGGCAAGAGCUUCAAGCAAAAAUGUGGUUUGCGCUUCCAUAAGAGGAAUUAUAAACAUUAACCUGCCAUAAAGAUCUCCAACACUUAAUUCACUGUUCCAAUUAUGAGGCGGAUAUGGAUAGCCUGUCUCUCAAUUAGUUGGAUGUGGUCCCUUUAAAAAUAUGCCAGAUAAAGGGCUAAUUAAUGCCCCUGUACUAAGUUAGGUCGUGCCAUUUCCUUUAUGUUGAGCACCUAAUUUCUGUGUUCAGAUAGUCAAAUUUACCCUGAGCUUUGUCUAUGGCCCUGGCCAGAUGUAUAUUUUGGGUAUAUGAUUAUGGUUAGUGAAAUAUCACAACUUGUAUAUUGCUGCUCACAUACAGGGAACUUUGUGUAAAUUUGAUUUAUGUUUUGACUUCAACAGGCUUAAUGUAUGGCAAAGGUUUUGCAAAAUGGAAAUUGACUUUAAAAUGUUAGAUUAAUCUCAGGUAAGCUGUAUUAAUAACAGUGCUUACCUUGGUGGAGUCAUUACCUAAAAUUAUGCAAUCCUAAUAUCAGUUUUAAAAUAUACUUUAUAUUCUUACAACUUUUGAUAUUUUCUUCAUCUUUUAUAGAUAUAUAAUGUUUAAAAAUUCAAAUUUAUAACAUAAUGCAGGCCUCCUAAACUUGGUCGUAUGUUACUUGUGUAUUUAUGACUCGCACAGAAGAAUUUGUAUGACACCUUUUUUCAUGUUUGAUACUCUCUCCUCUAACUACACUUUAGGUGCUCUUUGUGGUAUGUUGCACUCCUUGAGUGCUGUUUUCUUCUGCCUUUUAUAAGUUAAGAUUAGAUGCACCAGUAUUUAUUUAAUUAUGAAAAUGAUUUUU
Messenger RNA from Penaeus indicus, 2274 nucleotides. Its product is annotated as GDNF-inducible zinc finger protein 1-like. The transcript is spliced from 7 exons. Gene Ontology annotation, cellular component: nucleus. Bases 50 to 1492 code for a protein of 480 amino acids. The record is from RefSeq and is a predicted model, not a curated record. Gene Ontology annotation, molecular function: protein binding. NCBI's taxonomy places the organism in Eukaryota, Metazoa, Arthropoda, Malacostraca, Decapoda, Penaeidae. Gene Ontology annotation, biological process: regulation of transcription by RNA polymerase II.